AUGCGGCGGAACUUCAUCAACAAGAACUCUAUCCCGGGUGCUGUGUUUGCUAACACAUUAUUGACAAAUCCCGAUGCGAUUAUCCCUGCCGCAUAUGGUCUAGACGAUCUACGAAACGACUUGUAUGCAGUGAAGAAUUUGAUUGAAACAGCUACACAUUUGAGGGGAAGUAGAGAAAAGUGGUUCAAACAACUACAUGCAUCUGAGCUGGAACAUGCAGAUGAAGAGACAAAAACAUCUGAAUUAAAAGCAGAUCCACCCUCACUUAGAAGAUCUAAGAUCCGCAAGAUUAGCAGAUCCACCCCUUCUAAGAAGAUCUGCAAGAAUAGCAGAUCCACCCCUUCUAAGAAGAUCUGUAAGAUUAGCAGAUCCACCCCUUCUAAGAAGAUCUGCAAGAUUAGCAGAUCCACCCCUUCUAAGAAGAUCUGCAAGAAUAGCAGAUCCGCCCCUUCUAUGAAGAUCUGCAAGAAUAGCAGAUCCACCCCUUCUAAGAAGAUCUGCAAGAUUAGCAGAUCCACCCCUUCUAAGAAGAUCUGCAAGAUUAGCAGAUCCACCCCUUCUAAGAAGAUCUGCAAGAUUAGCAGAUCCACCCCUUCUAAGAAGAUCUGCAAGAAUAGGAGAUCCACCCCUUCUAAGAAGAUCUGUACGAUUAGCAGAUCCACCCCUUCUAAGAAGAUCUGCAAGAUUAGCAGAUCCACCCCUUCAAAGAAGAUCAGAAAGAUUAGCAGAUCCACCCCUUCUAAGAAGAUCUGCAAGAAUAGCAGAUCCACCCCUUCUAAGAAGAUCUGCAAGAAUAGCAGAUCCACCCCUUCUAAGAAGAUCUGCAAGAUUAGCAGAUCCGCCCCUUCUAAGAAGAUCUGCAAGAUUAGCAGAUCCGCCCCUUCUAAGAAGAUCUGCAAGAUUAGCAGAUCCGCCCCUUCUAAGAAGAUCUGCAAGAUUAGCAGAUCCACCCCUUCUAAGAAGAUCUGCAAGAUUAGCAGAUCCACCCCUUCUAAGAAGAUCUGCAAGAUUAGCAGAUCCACCCCUUCUAAGAAGAUCUGCAAGAUUAGCAGAUCCACCCCUUCUAAGAAGAUCUGCAAGAUUAGCAGAUCCACCCCUUCUAAGAAGAUCUGCAAGAUUAGCAGAUCCACCCCUUCUAAGAAGAUCUGCAAGAAUAGGAGAUCCACCCCUUCUAAGAAGAUCUGCAAGAUUAGCAGUAUUAUUAUUGGGGACCCGGACGACGCCGGAGAGGUCCAACCGCCUCUGCUAGGGCAGUUCAUUAAAGAGCUGACUGCUGACGAGCCCAGUCAGAGGUUGGGUGGCCUCGAAGGGACGUUCAAUUUGAUCAUGGCGCAUCCGUACAUAUGA
Molecule: messenger RNA, 1347 nt
Organism: Macrosteles quadrilineatus (aster leafhopper)
Lineage: Eukaryota; Metazoa; Arthropoda; Insecta; Hemiptera; Cicadellidae
Product: serine/arginine repetitive matrix protein 2-like
Exons: 4
Coding region: 1-1347 (448 amino acids)
Source: RefSeq, a predicted model, not a curated record